Messenger RNA from Rhodofomes roseus, 660 nucleotides. RefSeq lists its product as uncharacterized. NCBI's taxonomy places the organism in Eukaryota, Fungi, Basidiomycota, Agaricomycetes, Polyporales, Fomitopsidaceae. Bases 1 to 660 code for a protein of 219 amino acids. The transcript has 2 exons. Gene Ontology annotation, molecular function: ATP binding; ATP-dependent chromatin remodeler activity. The record is from RefSeq and is a predicted model, not a curated record.
AUGGACUUCACCGACUGGGGCUCCGGCGUCGAGGAGUACGAGGAGUGCACGAUGGAGACCCUGUGGGGCUACAUCGGGCGCCAGAAGGAGAAGACCAUCCCCUUCUUCAACGUGAAGGAGAGCGCGAGCGGUCUCGCCGAUCCCUGGUCCGAGCAGGGCAUCAAGGACAUGGAAGCAGACGACGCCGUCCCCCUCAUCCCCCGGUGGCAUCAGCUCGUCGGCAUCGUCAAGAUGCUCGACAAUUACCUCUCCGGCCGUCCGACACUGCUCAUGGACGGUGUGGGCGUCGGCAAGACCAUGCAGGUCGUCGGGUUCAUCUGCGUGGUCGCCUUCUUCCACGAAUACUACUCGGUGCACGGCAAGUUCCCGGCAAAUACGGUACGCGACGUCAAAUAUCACGACAAGGGCAACACGCCUGACGAAGGCAACCUCCUCGUCGUCCCCGUCUCUCUCGAGAUGCAGGUGCUCCGCGAGAUCCGCCGAUACCUCCGCCCGAAGACGUUCGACGUCAUUUCCUACACGUCGACUGUGCGUGCGCCCGGCAAGUCCAAGGCGUUCUGGGCUGCCGUCAACAACUUCCAGCAGCCCCGAUGGCGCCAGAUCAUGCUGGCAACCACCACGGUAAGUCGUCCAUACUCCAUGAAAGCUCAGCCAAUCUGA